Micropterus dolomieu (smallmouth bass) is the source of this 907-nucleotide messenger RNA. RefSeq lists its product as uncharacterized. The transcript has 4 exons. Bases 69 to 746 code for a protein of 225 amino acids. NCBI's taxonomy places the organism in Eukaryota, Metazoa, Chordata, Actinopteri, Centrarchiformes, Centrarchidae. The record is from RefSeq and is a predicted model, not a curated record.
CUUCUGCUUGCUGACACAGAGGAAAAGCAUGUUUGAAGACAGCGUCCUUCUUCACUCCACACAGAGAGAUGAGAGGAGCAGCUAUGAGUUUAACUGCAGCAGAAAGAGGAUUUGUCGUUUUCCUUCUCUCUGUGUCAGUGGUACAGAGUCAGUAUGACUGGGGAGUGACGUACACCUCUACUGAGAUCUGUGCCUUCAAAGGAUCAACUGUGUACAUAUACUGCACCAUUAAAUACCCGUCCACAAUCAAUUACCGUUAUAUUACUGCUGGGGAAACAUUCUGGUUUAAAGGUGAUGAUACUGUGGAUCUGAAAACAAAGUCAGAGUAUUCAGGUCGUGUGGAGUAUAACUGUGAUAUGAUCUACUGCACUCUGAGAAUCACAGACCUGAGAGAGAGCGACUCAGCUGAGUACAAGUUCAGUUUCAUAACAAACCAACCAGGUGGGACAUAUACUGGUUCACCUGGAGUCACUCUGUCUGUCACAGAUCUCCAGGUGCAGGUGAGCAGAUUACAGAUCUAUGAGUCUUCUAACUGGGCAGAGCUGAAGUGUCACAGCAGUUGUCUUCCACCUGGUCAUCAUUACUACGUCUGGUACAAGAAUGGACAGAACAUUUGGGGACAAACAUCUUAUUCUUAUUCAGCCUACUUUGAUCCUGCAGACAGCUUUUCCUGUGCUGUAGGAGGAUAUGAGAAGUCCCGCUCUCCUUCAGUGUGUGAGUUUACAUCCAGUCUUCCACUGACAUGACACCAUCUGGUGGAGCCUUUAACCUAUUGUACUGCACAUUAACUGCAUGUAACUCAGUGGUAUUUGGUGAUUCAUUGUAGAACUGGAUGAAAACCAAAUCAUUUCCCCAUGAGAUUGUAGACAUGUUGAAUAAUUAGUUUUUAUUCCCUGUCUUCACUGUA